This is a messenger RNA of Anopheles cruzii, 1649 nucleotides long. RefSeq names its product ankyrin repeat and LEM domain-containing protein 2-like. The annotation marks the transcript as partial. The record is from RefSeq and is a predicted model, not a curated record. The transcript has a single exon. Lineage: Eukaryota; Metazoa; Arthropoda; Insecta; Diptera; Culicidae. Gene Ontology annotation, molecular function: protein phosphatase 2A binding. Gene Ontology annotation, biological process: negative regulation of phosphorylation. Gene Ontology annotation, cellular component: endoplasmic reticulum.
CCACUACACGUACCGUUCCACUAGAACCGGAACCAGUUUUACAGUUCGUCAAGCCCUCCAGCCAGCAAUUGAUGGCAUUUCGAAAGCUCAUCGAAGAAAACGACGUGGGCAAGGUGCGGGAAAUAAUCGAGACCAAUCCGCGCUAUUUGAUCAACAAGGUUAACAGGCCGACAAUUCUCAAGGAAGGGCCUCGGUACAAUGCGCUGCAUAUUGUGGCCAUCGAAGGGCGCGAACAGAUAUGCAACUUAAUUUUGCAAACAGUGAGCAAACCGGCGUACAUGGCACUGCUGCACGGUGAGCCAUCUCCCGCGGACGCUGAAGCGACUGCCAUGCUGCUGGACAUGUACCUAAACACGCCGGACAAAAGCAGCAACGAGACGCCCUUGCACUUUGCCGCCAAGUACGGUUCGGUCGGCGUAGUAAUGGAAUUAAUGGCCUAUGCAGAAUGCAAGCUACAGCGCAACCCACAAGGAAUGCUACCUGGUGAUAUGAUCUGCAGCCGUGCAAAGGCAGUCAAUAAUACACCCGAGAUUCGCCAAGCCAUCCGCGAACUGUUGGAGGUUGGGUUCUAUGUUCCAGUUCUGCGCAGUGACGGCGACUCCGUUCCACCAAUCGUAGGCGAACCUUUUACCAUUGCCAAUCCAUCGAAACUCGAGCCUGAGGACGUGACGAAUUCACGGCGUACCAUCAAAGCAUACGCCGGUCCAAUGAGCCGCGAUGACGCUAUUUCGUUUUUCAAACGCUGGAGCGCACCUCCCAGGUUGAUAGCGCAGUGUGAGCCAAAAAAGGAGAGUCCCUGGUCAUCGACUAUUUUGCACCGCAAGAGUAAGAAGCUUGGGAAGUCAGCACUAAACAUCGGUGCACAUGAACGAAACGUUGACUUGCUGGCUGAACAAUUCGAAAGGCUUUCAAUUGAAGAGGCUCCAGAGACGAGUGAUGAAAGUAGCUACUUCAACGUGAGUUUCAUGUGCGACGAAACCAAAGAGGAGUACGAAUUGUCGAAUGUACACGAGUCGCCAUUGUGCCGGGAGCGUACUAUAAGGCUGGAUGACAUUGCGAAGGGGUUGGAGACGAUUGGCCGUGCGCUCGCGUUGCAACGCAACGUUGGAUGGCAAGAGCACUGGGAAUUUCUUGGCGCGUUCUGCAAUCUGGCGAGUGCUGAGGGUCUACAAACACUCGAUGCGUAUCUGGCUGAACGUUCCUCCGAGCAGAGAAAGAAGUCAGAAAAAUCCUCGAAGCAAGUAAACACAACGAUCAAUACGGAGGCAAAAACGGACUUAGAAGCAGACAAAGCGUCGACGAUCACGAAGGACGAGCGAAGCAAUGUGUCCAACUGGUACCUUAGGCCGUUGAAAUCGUUGCAAGUGUUAGCGAUAACAGUUUCGAAAUAUUUCACCGCUCCAUCGCAAGAAUGUGUGGAGGACGAAGAGGACGAGUACUACAGCUGCACCGAUUCCGAUGACGACAGCGUCAACGACUCUAUCCUUGCGCGGCAGGAUGCAUUUAUAAAUUCAGGAUCAACACCAGGCAACGAUGACUACAAUGUUUGGAAAGCUCUGCAACACGAAAAUAUUGACGAACUACGUCAUCCGCACGUUUUCCAGUGGCAGAAAGCCAUGUCAAGCUUCACGGUUCGCAAUGAAAAAUAA